AUGCUGUCGUUCUUAGACAAACUCGUGGCCUGGGUGCUGACAGGCUUCUUGGCGAUUCUCACCAUCUUCUUCAACAUGUACCUGCUUCUGAUCAACCAGAGGAACUACAGGAAGAGCGCAAAGCACCGACUGAACCCGGCCGACUUCAUCAUCACGGCCAUCUCCCUGGCCAGCAUCUCCCUGCAGGUCCUCACGUACUUAUGGCAGACGCUGGAUGUGAUCGACACCGUGUGCCGCAUCAGCUUGGCGGGGGCCAUCCUGCUGGUGCUCAUCUUCAGCGUCAAGUUCAUCAUCUUCUGGAGCACGGCGUUCCUGACCUUCUACUACGGCACUAAACUGGUGGUGGAGCCCGUCCACUGCUACACGCGCAUCCAGGAGGCCAUCGUCAAACACGUCCACACGGCCCUGGCGGUGAUCGUCGUGAGCGGCUUUGCCAAUUGCGUUCCACUGCUGAGCGUGUUGACCUACUACAACGGCACCACCAGCGGGCUGAGUGACUGCGGGUCCAUCAUGCCCACCGACAUGACCGGACUCGCCUACGUCUUCUACUACGUGAUCAUCUCCGACAUCGUUCCAGGAAUCAUAAUGGUCAAAUGCAGCAUUUCCAUCUCGUACCACCUGGCCAAACAUCUGCUGGACAUGAAGGCCAGCUCCAACGGUGCCCACGGGCCCAAGCUCGGCACGCAGAUGCGGGUCAUCAAGAUGACUCUCAGUUUGGUGGUGGUGUUUGUGAUCUUCGUGAUCGUGGACAUCUUCACGCAGAUGACGGUGGUGCUGAUGAGGCAGAACACACUGGCCCUGACCAUUCUCUUCGCCAGCAUCUACACCACAGUCAGCUCGCUCGUGCUGGUCUACGGGAAGAAAAGCUACUGGAAGGAACUGAUCGCAUCCUAUAACCUGUUUUUAGACGAGUACCCUUGUUUGAGCAGCAUGAAGGUGGAAGAAGUCAAAACAGAACCACAUGAGCACAGCCAUGGGCACUGA
Sinocyclocheilus anshuiensis is the source of this 984-nucleotide messenger RNA. RefSeq lists its product as uncharacterized. Bases 1 to 984 code for a protein of 327 amino acids. Gene Ontology annotation, cellular component: membrane. The transcript has a single exon. Gene Ontology annotation, molecular function: G protein-coupled receptor activity; bitter taste receptor activity. The record is from RefSeq and is a predicted model, not a curated record. Lineage: Eukaryota; Metazoa; Chordata; Actinopteri; Cypriniformes; Cyprinidae. Gene Ontology annotation, biological process: G protein-coupled receptor signaling pathway; sensory perception of taste.